AUAAUCACGCCAUGAGGAGGCAAGGCAUGAGCAGGAAGAGAACGCCCUUACACCUCAUAUUCCUCGACAUCCUGCCAAACACUUGUUUCUGCCCAAAGUAACCCGAGCUCCACGGGUAGGCGACGCGCUGAUUAAAGGACCAGCCCACGGUAGUUCGCAUGCUCACGUGUGCCGUAAUAUCCCUGCCCCUUUUCAGCUUGUCCUUUUCUGUCGAAUGACAUCAUGCUGAGUGAUGAUGUCGGCAGCUGACAGAUGAGGGUUCCUUUUGCCGUCGUCCACCGAAGGUAACCUUGAAUUCUCUUUAAUAAGACACUUUGCUCGUCCGCUUUCUGCAAUUAUGGCGCUCUACGGCUGGCAUCCUGGCGAACAGUCCAUCCGGAAAAAAUUAGGCUUCGAUAAGGACGCUUCUCUCAAUUGGCUAUACACCUCCGUAGACGGUGAUCUACCACCUGAUCAUGGCGUUUUCUACGCGACUCGACUGCCCUUUCUACCUAUCACGACUCUGGAUUCUUUGGGACGACCAUGGGGGUCUAUCCUCGCUGGUCGAGAUGGCGAACCGGGGUUUAUCUCGUCGCCGAAGUAUACAACCCUAUCUUUCAACGUCAAAGUGUGGGACGGUGAUCCGUUCAUCACCAACGCGAGGGAUUCAGGGACGGACGAGAUGUUGAUGGCCGGUAUUGGUGUAGAGUUUUCGACGCGUUGGAGGAAUAAUUUUGCUGGGAAGAUCACGAAGAGGAAGGGGAAUGUCAACGGGUAUCAAUUUGAAGUUCAUGUCAAUGAGGCCAUAGGCAAUUGCCCAAAGUAUAUCCCUCUGAGAGACCUCGUGCCUUGCCAAGCCUUACCAACGCUGAUUUACGACAAGCGCCAUCUUCCAGAAGAUGAAGAGCUUCCUGAGUCUGUCAUAUCCUUCAUUCAGUCCUCCGACACGACCUUCUUCGGUACGACAUAUGCUGCAGCUGAGGAUAACGCGAGCCGAUUUCCCUCCCACGUCGGUAUGAAUAUCCGUGGUGGACGACCUGGGUUCAUUCGCGUCCGACCUUCAGACAAGCGUACCCUCGUCCUUCCCGACUUCUCCGGGAAUCGUAUCAUGACCUCCCUCGGGAACGUCGAAGCUACUCCACUUGCCUCUCUCACUCUCAUCUCGUUCACCACAGGGGAUAUCCUUUAUGUGACCGGACGAGCACAAAAUCAUAUCGGACCGGACGCACAGAAGAUCAUGUUCCUUCAAGACCGACUGACAACCAUCUACGUUACAGGGUGCAUAUUCGUACGGGAUGCUCUCCCUGUUCGACAGCGUCCAGGGACAUCUGUCCAACGUAGUCCGUACAGCCCGCCUGUACGCUAUCUCAUCGAAGAGUCAGCGCCCAUCCUCCGUUUUGACGACGAAUCGCCUGCAACAGCCGCACUGAAAAGCAUCAUCCUCCACAGUUCAACCAUCGCUACUUUUACUUGGCAAUCAUCUCGCGAACUGGAUAUCGUCCCCGGACAAGCCAUCAUUCUCGACUUCUCCGGGUUCAUCGGUCAUCCAGGGUACCAACAUAUGGCGCCUGGUAACCCAACGUCCGUCAACGAUGAUCGUAUUCGUACUUGGACGGUAUCUUCCACCCAUCUAGCGCCCACUCGUACAUUCUCGCUUACUUUGCGUGAGAAGCCCGGUGGUGCAGCGACAGGUGCACUGUUCUCUCUUGCGCGGAAGGUAGCAGAGGUUCGGCCUGCACUAUUGGAAGACCUGCUCCCAUUAUCGUUGACCGUCCCUAUUGUCGGCAUUACGGGGCAGUUUACUCUUCCUCGGGGUAAUUCUAAGCGGUUGGCGCUGUUCGCCGGUGGGAUCGGUGUGACACCGUUUUUGAGUAUGCUGGGUGGAACUAUUGGAGAUGGGUGGGAUGUGGUGCUUGUGUUAUCUACGAGAGAGCCUGCUGUUCUCCUUCCGUUGAUUGGUGAGAAGGAGAGCGUGGGAGUACGUCUUUUUAGUGGCGAAGUUGUCCCGAAAUCCGAGAACGUUACGAUGCAUCCAGGGCGUGUAACAUCUGGGUAUCUUGUUGAUCGUCAGGAGGAUUGGGUAGGGAGGGAUAUUUUUGUAUGUGGGCCAGACGGGUAUCGGGAGAGUGUUCUUGAGGGGCUAGCACUAGCUGGCGUUGAGAAAGAGCGGAUACGUAUUGAGGGAUUCGAGUAUUAGCAGUCCGCAGGCGUGUUCAAACAUUGAUUUCUUUAUACGUGUUAUUGAAAUUCGUUUGUUUCUCGUACAAAGGGACUGUAUACAACCUCU
Molecule: messenger RNA, 2266 nt
Organism: Desarmillaria tabescens
Lineage: Eukaryota; Fungi; Basidiomycota; Agaricomycetes; Agaricales; Physalacriaceae
Exons: 2
Coding region: 338-2176 (612 amino acids)
Source: RefSeq, a predicted model, not a curated record